AUGGUUGCCGACGAGAGUAAGAAGUUGAAAGUUUCUGACAAGAGUGAUAACUCUGAGGAAAUUGAUGGAGAAAUUGACCUCUCCAUCAAAAAGUUGGAGGAAAUUCAAGACGAGCUCAAACAGAUCGAUGAGGAGGCGACUGACAAGGUUCUUGAAAUCAAGCAGGAGUACAAUGAGGUAAGUAAACAUGUGUAUGAUAAGCGCACCAAUCAUAUCAAGUCUAUUCGUAAUUUUUGGCUAGCCGUGUUUACGAUCCAUCCUGUUCUUAACACUUUUUUGAACGAAGAAGAUCGUAAGAUAUUUAAGCAUUUAAACUCUCUGGAGGUUGAAGACCAUGAAGAUGUCAAAUCAGGCUAUUCAAUCACAUUUAACUUCAAUCUCAAUCCUUAUUUUGAGGAUACAAAGAUUGUGAAGUCGAUUACCUUCCUUGGAGAAGGAACAACAAAAGUUACUAAUACACCCAUAAAGUGGAAAGAGGGCAAGGAAAUUUCCAAUGGAAUUAGUCAGGAGAAGAAAGGGAACAAGAGGCUUUCUUCUGAUAUCAGUUUCUUUAACUGGUUUAGUGAACCUGAGCAGAGAGGUGGUCUGUAUAAGAAUCAUUAUAAGAUUGCAAAUAUAAUCAAGGAUGAUAUAUGGCCAGAUCCUCUUUAUUAUUUCUGAUGAGGCAGAUGAGGAUGAGAAUGAAUUUUGUGAUGUGGAAAAGGAUGAUGAUGACUCAGGUGAUGAUGAUAAUGACCAAGUGUAUGACGAUGAGGAGGAAGAAUAGUAUAAAAUGCAUGAUCUUAACAUUAUCUGUUUUACUUAUUUAUCUAAGGUUACAUGAGUAUGUUAAUGAAAGACUAAGGUCAAUUGGUGGUUUUCGUCCGACUGUAAUUUAUUUAUUGCCUUUUGAACUUAUUUCU
Molecule: messenger RNA, 902 nt
Organism: Trifolium pratense (red clover)
Lineage: Eukaryota; Viridiplantae; Streptophyta; Magnoliopsida; Fabales; Fabaceae
Product: NAP1-related protein 2-like
Exons: 1
Coding region: 1-660 (219 amino acids)
Biological process (GO): nucleosome assembly
Cellular component (GO): nucleus; chromatin
Molecular function (GO): chromatin binding; histone binding
Source: RefSeq, a predicted model, not a curated record